CUCCCCCAUCCUGGGUACCAGUUGGGCGUUUUCGGGUGCUGGAGAUUGAAGAGAUGGAGCAGCUUCCUCAGCAACGCCCUACCCCUUAAAAUACUGCCAUUCUGAGCUGCCUUCCUCCCUGCAGCCUUCAGCAGGGAUGGAGUGAAACGGACCCCUGGACCUGCUCGCGGGGAUCAACAAUGGAGUUAAAGCAAUCUCUGUCUGUUCAUCUGGAAGCCGAGAAGCCUCUGAGGCGCUAUGGGGCGGUGGAGGAGACAGCAUGGAAAGCGGAGGGACUGGGAAGCCAGCUGGACAUCAUCUCUAUGGCUGAGACCAGCAUGAUGCCGGAGGAGAUUGAGCUGGAGAUGGCGAAAAUCCAGCGUCUCCGUGAAGUCCUGGUUCGUCGAGAGUCAGAACUCAGGUUCAUGAUGGAUGACAUUCAACUCUGCAAGGACAUCAUGAACCUGAAGCAGGAGCUUCAGAACUUGGUAGCCAUCCCAGAAAAAGAAAAAACCAAGCUGCAGAAGCAGAGAGAGGAUGAGUUAAUCCAGAAGAUCCACAGACUGGUGCAGAAGAGAGACUUCCUGGUGGACGACGCUGAGGUGGAACGGUUAAGGGAACAGGAAGAAGACAAGGAAAUGGCUGAUUUCCUGAGGAUCAAGUUAAAACCUCUAGACAAAGUAACCAAGUCUUCAGCCAGCUCCCGGGCAGAGAAGAAGGCAGAGCCCCCACCUAGCAAGCCAACAGUGGCCAAGACAGGGCUGGCCCUCAUCAAGGAUUGUUGUGGGGCCACCCAGUGCAACAUUAUGUAGCCCUUAUGUGGGUGUCCCAGAGCUGUGGGGACACUCUCUCCCACCCUCUUGUCCUCAUAGCUCCCAUUUCACAGGGGUCCAAGAGCUUUCUAAGGCAGACGGGGUUGAAGGCAAGCCCAUGACUGCUAUCAGGGGGCAUGGGUGUGGCAGGUGGGCCCAGCCUGUACAGAGUGUAGCAAUAGAGAGCCCCUCACCAUCGCAUGGUCCUCCCUAGAGCAUGCCCAACCCAGGAGUCUGUCUUAUCAUUUAUCUAACCACCAAGAAAGCCCCUCCCUUAAAACAGUAUACCUUCACUUCUCUCUAGGUGUAUCUAACCUACCAUGCGUUUGUUUAAACUGGGAAAGGGGCAUAGCCCCCAGGUGUGUAUAGCUGUGCAUUUCAAUAAUAUAGCACCAAGUUGGACCCAUUUCCCAUCCAUCCUCCCAGCUUUCCUGUCAGAUACAAGUUCUGUUCUCUGUUUGCCCUCUCCCUGUACUGUAGCUUGGAGGGUUCCACACAGCCAACACAUCUCCUUGUAAUCACGUCCCUGGAGACACUGGCUGUCUAUGAAGGCUGAGUUUGUAUGUGGUGUUGAGUUUACACCUCUUGCUCCAUCCCAUCCUGCUGUGAAUCUUGCCAGACUCCAGGCUUUUCCUUGAUUUGCCAUGUGUAGCCCACAGUGGAGCAGAGUGGGGAGCUGUGGCCAAGAGCAGAUCCAGUGCUUGUACCAGGUAGCGGAGAGCUGCAGGUACCAAUGUCAAGGCCAGAGUGGAUGAGAAGGGGACCCAGAAAAGAUGCCAACCCACAUCCCCUUCACCCAGGGCUGCUGCAAGAGAGCAAGUGGGAGGUCACAUUGCUGGCCCAACACACAUUGACAGACAGGAGAGAAAGCCUGACCCAACUAUGUCUCAUUGUCUGGUGGCCUGUUUGAACCAGCCCCACAAUUUCUCUUGUGUAACUUGAUGUACAUUUGCCACGCCAGCCUGGCACAGCCUGUGUGAUCUCUGUGCGGUAUGUGUGUUGACUGGCCUAAGUAUUCAGCACUGUCCAGGAUUUGCUGAUGUGCAAACUAUACAUCAGAGAAAAUAAAAAUGAAAAACAUACACACAGCA
This is a messenger RNA of Rattus rattus (black rat), 1882 nucleotides long. It is a transcript of the gene Bmerb1, whose product is annotated as bMERB domain containing 1. Gene Ontology annotation, biological process: negative regulation of microtubule depolymerization. The record is from RefSeq and is a predicted model, not a curated record. The transcript is spliced from 6 exons. Bases 180 to 791 code for a protein of 203 amino acids. Gene Ontology annotation, cellular component: microtubule cytoskeleton. Lineage: Eukaryota; Metazoa; Chordata; Mammalia; Rodentia; Muridae.